Solanum verrucosum is the source of this 1158-nucleotide messenger RNA. Its product is annotated as serine/threonine-protein kinase ZRK1-like. Gene Ontology annotation, molecular function: protein serine/threonine kinase activity; ATP binding. The record is from RefSeq and is a predicted model, not a curated record. Gene Ontology annotation, biological process: protein phosphorylation; cell surface receptor signaling pathway. Bases 1 to 1158 code for a protein of 385 amino acids. NCBI's taxonomy places the organism in Eukaryota, Viridiplantae, Streptophyta, Magnoliopsida, Solanales, Solanaceae. The transcript has a single exon. Gene Ontology annotation, cellular component: plasma membrane.
AUGCCUUUCUUCAGGGGACUAACAAAGAAAAAACUUUUUCCCUCUGCCUCUGCUGAAAAGCGGAAGAAAGAGUAUGAUUGUUAUUUACAGAAUGGAAGUUGCGUGCUUGAGGAGUUUCUUGCUUUAUGCGACGGAAAUUGCAGAAUUCCCAUCCGUUACUUUACUGCCAUAGAGAUCGACAGGGCAAUAAAACACACUAAAAGCAAAAUGGAGCUUUCCAAUGUGUAUAUGGUUACGGGCUCGCUAGACAACCGCCUCGUUUUAGUUAGGUUCAACAAUUGUGAGUUCAACAAUAUCCACCGAGAUAUAGCGAUUACUGCUCAAAUGAGUCAUCUCAAGAAUGUGUUAAGACUUGUCGGUUGCUGUCUAGAAUUUGAAGAGCCAGUUAUGGUGUAUGAAUAUGUUGAAGGUAUAUCUCUCAGCGAUCUACUUUUCAAAAAGGGUAAUAUUAAUAAAAAAUCAUCACUAUCUUGGGGAAAUCGAUUACGGAUUUCCAAUAAGGUUGCUUCUGCAAUCGUUUUUUUGCAUACCGAAUUUACUACGCCCAUUAUCCACAGAGAUUUGAAGGCUCAGAAUGUGAUAAUAGAUGAGAAGAGCGGCGUUGCCAAAAUAGUAGACUUCUCAUUGUCCAUAUCACUGCCUCCGGGAGAAUUGGAGGUACAAGAUCGAGUGUGUGGAACAAUCUGGUAUAUAGCUCCAGAACAUAUCCACCAGGGUAUUAUUACUCAAAAAACUGAUGUCUACAACUUUGGGAUUCUUCUCUUUCAGCUAUUAACCGGAAAGGAAGUGUGCGGUAGUGUGGGAUCCGAUGAUGAUGUUAUGGAUAGAGCGGAUUCUAAAAAUUCAAAAGAGACAACAGAUUUCGAAGAAGAUAACUCUAUGCAUAGGAUGGAUUCUGCAAUUCCAGAAGAAAUAAUAGAUAUUGAUAAUCUUCCACCCAACCUCGUCGAUCACUAUAUUAAAGAGUGUAAUAUAAUGGAUAUAGCGGAUCCUACCAUUUUCAAAGAGCAUGGAAUUGAGAUUCAACAACAAUUGAAAGACUGCUUGAAUCUUUCUAGGAAAUGCACAGCUGACAAGGGAGAAGAUAGACCAUACAUGAUUCAUGUCGCAAGGGAAUUGUGUCGUAUUGAGAAGGGUUUCCCUCUUGAUCAAAAUUAA